AGAGUAGAGUGUGGAAGAGAAGUGGGAAAUAGAAGCUAUGGGCUAUGGAUUUUGUCAAAGCAAAAGAAAUGAGAAUUGACAGAAAAAGAUUGGUGGUGGUCUCAAAGUGCGCACUAAAAUGAAAUCCGCACAAAAUCACCACAUUUUUGCUUCUCAAAUCCAAAUACAAAACACAACAAUACAAGAAACCGUGCUCUUAGUGGACCCAUCCACGCCCCACUCAUCAUUUCCAUCAAGAACUCUCUCUCUCUCUCUCUCUCAUUCAUCACCAAUUGCACCCACAAACAUUUUUCUUUCCUUUCACUUAAAUAACCUGGAUUUUGGAAGCGUCUUCUUUCUUUUCUCAUAUAUUUAUGGGCUUUUUUCUUCCUUUUAGUAAUUUGUGUUUUUGUGUAAUCUUUCCAUAAGGUUGAUGUUAAGUUUGUUGGUGGUGAAGAAAGUUGAAUUUUUUGUUUGAUUACUUUUUUUUAAAAUAUACUGUAUAUAGUUUUUUUUUUUUUUUUUUUAUAUAUAUAAUGGGAAAUUGUUGGAGUAGAUGGAAGCCUUCAGUUUAUACUGUUUCAUCAAAUGCAAAAUCAGAGUCUCCAAAAGACCAAACCCCUUCAGGGAAACCAAUAAAGGAUAUUAGGAAGCUACCAUCAAAUCCUGAGGAAGUAGAAGACCUACGUCGCAAUUCAGCUGCAAAUCCAUUGAUUGCCUUUACAUAUGAUGAGCUAAAGGUAAUCACCGAAAACUUUAGGCAAGAUCGCCUGUUGGGUGGAGGAGGAUUUGGAAGUGUUUAUGAGGGAUUUAUUAAUGAGGAUCUAAGAGAAGGACUUCAGCCACUUCCAGUUGCUGUGAAGGUUCAUGAUGGUGAUAAUAGUCAUCAAGGCCACCGAGAAUGGCUGGCAGAAGUCAUAUUUCUGGGGCAGCUUUCUCAUCCAAAUUUGGUGAAAUUGAUUGGAUACUGCUGUGAAGACAAACAUCGGGUAUUAAUAUAUGAGUAUAUGGCUCGGGGCAGCGUGGAAAACAAUCUAUUUUCAAGAGUAUUGCUUCCUCUUCCAUGGCAUAUUAGAAUGAAGAUUGCAUUUGAAGCAGCAAAAGGACUUGCCUAUCUCCAUGAUGCUGAAAAACCUGUUAUAUAUCGUGAUUUUAAGACAUCUAAUAUUCUGCUUGACCUGGACUAUAAUGCAAAGCUCUCUGACUUUGGUCUUGCAAAAGACGGACCUAUGGGAGACAAAACUCACGUUUCCACGCGCGUAAUGGGAACUUAUGGGUAUGCAGCGCCUGAAUAUAUAAUGACAGGCCAUCUUACUCCGAGAAGCGAUGUGUAUAGCUUCGGUGUGGUUCUACUUGAGCUUCUAACAGGCAGAAAAUCUUUAGAUAAAUCAAGACCAGCCCGAGAGCAGAACCUUGCAGAUUGGGCUCUUCCUUUGCUAAAAGAGAAAAAGAAAUUGCUCAACAUUGUAGACUCGAGAUUACAAGGAGAUUAUCCCAUUAAAGGAGUCCACAAGGCAGCUAUGUUAGCUUAUCAUUGCUUGAACCGAAACCCGAAAGCGAGGCCUCUAAUGCGAGAUAUAGUUGAUUCAUUGGAGCCUCUGCAGGUUCCUGAAGAAGCUUAUUUGAAUGGGAAGUCUGUGUUUACUGUGAUUAAUGUAGCAGAUGGCGAGAUAAAAAGAAAAGAAGAUUCAGUGUAACUGAGAUGGGUGUGAUUUUGUUUUGUUAAGCUUCUUCUCCCCUGCAAAGGUAGAGUUUCUGCAUCAGAUAGCUUCUUCCCUUGUGUGUAUCAAUGCCAUGAAUAUUUUCUUUUCUCUUC
Molecule: messenger RNA, 1795 nt
Organism: Manihot esculenta (cassava)
Lineage: Eukaryota; Viridiplantae; Streptophyta; Magnoliopsida; Malpighiales; Euphorbiaceae
Product: probable serine/threonine-protein kinase PBL16
Exons: 6
Coding region: 516-1676 (386 amino acids)
Biological process (GO): protein phosphorylation
Molecular function (GO): protein kinase activity; ATP binding
Source: RefSeq, a predicted model, not a curated record